GUCCUGAUGCUGGACCUUCAUAGUGAUGGCUCUUUGCCGCGCCGAACCAGGUCAUGGUCACCAGAUUUAUCCAGAAGAUAUCAGGAGCUACUGGAUGAAGAUGAGGAGGAAAGCGAAGUCUUGUUCGAUGCGUGUCGCUUCCCCAGGCCAACUGGUGACCUGUUGGAUUGCAUCCUUGGAGAAGAGCCUUGGCAGAAUGCAGAGACAAGCGAUGGGUGUAAAGUUCGCAUCGUUGGCGAUGCCUCAGCCUUGAAGAGGCUCUUUGAAUUGCCACUGCAAGCAGCAGGGGAGGCCUUGUGUUUACAUCGAGUUGGAGACUGCUUAGUGGUGCUAAAUGCACCAAACCAUCCGCUCGAGGAAGCAGAGGACUUGGGACCUCUGGGCCAAGGUUCACCAAGGUCCCCACGGGUCAGUCCGCGGGUGAGUCCUCCACGUUGCUCCGUACAAGUUGAUGGUGACAUGGUGCGGAUAUUUCCAGUGGUCGAGACGGCCGAGCCGGUGGCUGAGAUGGGCGAGAUGAAUCUGGGAACAGCUCCGACUGCAUCGUGUUGCGAAUGGCGAGUUCGUGAAGGGCUCUCGCUUAUGGCAACUGUCCCACGACAGAUGAGUUCAGGUGAAAGUGGCCUUGCAGAUCUCAGUAGAAGCUCACAGCUGCGGCUUCUUGAUACGCCAUCCUGGUCAAACUCUGUGAACACAGUGCUCACUUUCGACAAAGUUGGAGGUAGCCUAGUCUUGCCAACCAGCAUGGCAAUGUCGCGGCCGUCGCUGCCAGAAUAUCACAGAAGAGUCACAGAGGACAAGACAGCAGUUCUGGUAGUGCCUUUAAACUCUCCACUAGAAACUCGAACCCUGAUUGAUUCCUGGCUUUCGUGCUGCCUCUACGGUUCCCCAUCGCUGCUGUGCUUCUUUGUUGAUGCAGAUGGCAUUUGCCGUGGAUGUCGCUUUGUGCUUGCCGCGGACAUCCCUUACCUGGAGGACAUUGCGAAGGCCUACAAGACAGGAGAGCAAAGACGUCUAACGGCUGGGUCCAAUCCAGCAUUCGAUCCUCGUUCCUUGAGGGAGUCGACUCAUUCCCUGCUGGAGAUGUUGACCAGUCGAUGCGAUCAAGAUGGGGGUCACUUUCUCUUGGUGCCAAGUCCACUUGGUCCCCGAUUGGUCCCUGCGUUGCAUGAGGAUGACUCGGGAGAUGAGACUGAGGUUCGAAGAGCGCCAAGUCUUACGUUGCCUAGCUGUGCAGAAACUGCAGACCAAGUCCAAACUGAGUCUGAACAGCCACAGUCUGGGCUGGGACCUCCACGGUUGGGUGCCGCUUUGGUGACACAAGCUUUGCUCAUGUACAAUGCAGCAGUGCGGUUAGCACAGGUGCACCCAGAGUCCAGAAAGUCGACGGAACUGAAGCAUGUACCAGCUGGUGCAAGGUGGACAGCCAAGAGCUGCCGUCACCCUCUACGUGUACGGCAAAUGAUGCUUCGGUCUGUUCGUGCACUUCGAUCUGCCGUGCAGUUGAAGGAUUCCCCAGCUCGGCUUCCUCGAAGAUUCCAAUUGCUGCUGGCAUCGGCCUACGAAUUCUUGGCAGAUUCCUUCUUUGCCGAGGAAGUUCAUGGAGAUGCUGUCCUGGACAUCUCCAGACACCGCAGCGCGCAGGGACACCUGCAUAAAAGCAAGAAACACUUGGCGGAGUAUGCAAAUAGCCGACCCACACGAGCUUGUGAAAGCACAUUUGCCCGAAGUGUGAGGGAGUUGGAGGAGCGAAUCAAUGCGAAACUGGUAAAUGCUCAUCUUUGUUUGGCAAGGCUUUACCAAAUGGAACCCUGGAAAGACACCGCUUGGCGCAAUUUGGGUUUGGCCAUGAAGGAAUUAGAUGCGGCAGAGGAUUUGGUAGCGAAACCCAACAGGGUGACACAACCUUCAAGGGCAGCAGGAGCGUACGAGUGCUCCCUUUUGGCUUCAAUAAGCAAAUGGAAAGCUGAUCACUUACACGAGCUGGCCGCACUAUUGCUCCCAAGUGUGGCUCCAGGAUCAGAGCUUGCCAAAGGAUUGUACGACUACGUGGAGGCUCAGCAGAAGGAGCUGGAUGAGACACUCCAAGUGAUGCCCACGCAAUGCGAGCGUUGGCUCCAGUCCACCGUGAGCCUUUGCCUGCGUGCCUUGCAUCAACUUGCUGCUGUCCCAACCGAGGUGACUGCGGAGCUGCAGGUUCAGGCUCGAUUUUUGUUGGCUCGCUCCUAUAGCAAGUUGGGCCAUUUGUAUGCAAGUACUGGCCGCUUCACCAAGGCCAUGACGCAUGCGAAGCAAGGCAUCGAGCUCUUCAAUGCUAUCAAGGACAAACUUGAAGCAGCAAAACUGCAGCUAUGGUUGUGUAGGCUCCAGCUUCGGAUGGCGCUACCACAGGCCCCUUCCAGUGGCCGCUCCGACUUUGGCCUGAUCAAGGACCGGGAUCUGCUUUCUGGUAUCCCGGCAGCGACGGCAGCUGAAGACACGGCUCUGCGACAGGUUGUACAGCAGCUGCAAAAGUCGUUGAAUGCUCUGGAUUCUGAGGUUGCAGAAGAGCGCCAUGUACACGCAGAUGGGCAGGCACUGCUGGGAAGAGUGAUCCUCCGCCAAGCUUUGGUGAAAUUGGCCAAGACACCCGCGCCCUUCAACACUUGCGGCCGACUUUGUGAAGAGGAGCUGUCUUUGCUGAGCGCGUUGGAGCUGCUGCAGGCACCCGAGGCAAGCAACACUUCGGCUGAGAGUUCGGAGGUCACGAAGGAUGCUAUUGAGAAACUACACCAAGCUGUUUCUUGUUUUCGUUCCUCGCAGUCUCAGUCCCUCUGCGCUUUGGUCCAUGUUUGCCUCGCGUAUGUUUAUUUCUGCAGUCGUUCGGAUCCGCGAAUCCAGCGCUUGGCUCUGACGCAUUGCCAACACGCCCUGGAGCAGCUUCGGGAGCCAAGGCUCGCAGCGACCCGGGUGGCGAUUCGCCUCCUGGAAGCCAAGGUGACACGACGCUCGACGCAGAAAGGCCAGUCAUCCCAAGCUUCAUGGACAAGUGAUGCCAAAGCAGCAUCAAUCCUUUGCGAAGUGGCUUUGAGGUUUCAACCCAUCCCUGCGGUGCAAUCGGUCUCGAGGGCAGGCGACGGAGAGUCUGAAUUGCCUGAACCUGUCCAAUCAUCUUCUGACAGGGUGCGCGAUGCGCUUCUCUGCGAUGAUCAGUCAGGCGAAGUUGCACAGCUGAUGACCUACCUGCGGCAGGAACUGAGCAACACCUUGCUGCGCUUGCUGAAGCUCACGGACCUCCAAGAUUCUGUUCUGCGAGAGUUGAAGGCUUUGUAUUGCUCUUUACUCACAGCUUGGCAUUCAGAAAAUGGACAGGUGGAGGCACUGACUGCCUUGGCCAGUCAAAUAAGGAAGCUCCUAGAAGAAGCCUGACGAAGAAUGCUUGAGAGAAGCUCAAAAACUCGAGCGAAGUUUAGCCAAAUAGUCGUGAGCAGGGUUUUCCUGCCGUUAAUGAUCCCAAGUUGGGUGUUAAUGUCGCCCUGUCCCUGUACAGAUGGGCGUUGACACUUCUAGAGUCAACUUGCUUCAGCUGUG
This is a messenger RNA of Cladocopium goreaui, 3570 nucleotides long. The record is from the annotation of a GenBank genome assembly. NCBI's taxonomy places the organism in Eukaryota, Dinophyceae, Suessiales, Symbiodiniaceae.